AUGUUCCGAACAGCACUCCUCAGGUCCGCCCGGUCCGCCGUCCGCGCUGCCCCACGAUGCCAGGCCGCAAUGGCUCGCCCCGUUGCGCGAAGCUCCUUCGUCCAGCCAAAGCAAAUGAACCCCUCCGUAUACUUCCAGGCCGUACGAUGCUACGCCGCGAGCGCCGGUCUGUCAAAAGAUGAGGUCACCGGCAGGAUAAUGGACCUUUUGAAGAAUUUCGACAAGGUCACCGAUGCCUCCAAGCUGAACGCCGAAUCGCACUUCCACAACGACCUCGGUCUCGACAGUCUGGAUACCGUAGAGGUGGUCAUGGCGAUUGAGGAGGAAUUCAGCAUUGAGAUCCCCGACAAGGAGGCCGAUGCCAUCCACAGCGUCAAGCAAGCAGUGGACUACAUCAUGGCCCAGCCCGAUGCUCACUAG
This is a messenger RNA of Alternaria triticimaculans, 420 nucleotides long. RefSeq lists its product as uncharacterized. The transcript is spliced from 6 exons. NCBI's taxonomy places the organism in Eukaryota, Fungi, Ascomycota, Dothideomycetes, Pleosporales, Pleosporaceae. Gene Ontology annotation, molecular function: acyl carrier activity; acyl binding. Gene Ontology annotation, biological process: fatty acid biosynthetic process. The record is from RefSeq and is a predicted model, not a curated record. Gene Ontology annotation, cellular component: mitochondrion. The coding region runs from base 1 to 420 and encodes 139 amino acids.